AUGUUAAGAAGGGAGCCAACCACCAUUCAGCUCACAUCCGAUGAUCUUGCAGAGCUCCAGGACAAUCUCGAAGAGUUCAAGCUGCUGCAGCAGAUCAAGUCGCAACAUAUGGACCUGGUGCGGUCUUCGACACGAGUAGGCCCGCCGCCCGCAGCAGCGGCGGCGGAUGAGCCUCGGCCGCUGUCGUGCUCGUUCCAGAUAUCUCCACUCAAUAAGCAGAUGCAGCAGCAGCAGCAGCACCGGCGAGCGGCAGGCGCCGGCGGACUCGGUGAGCAGCUCGCGACACAGGGCAUUGUCACGAACACGCCUGUGUUAGACGAACGGGAUACGUCGAAUCCGUUCAUCCAGCGGGGCUAG
Eremothecium gossypii ATCC 10895 is the source of this 357-nucleotide messenger RNA. It is a transcript of the gene CDC26, whose product is annotated as anaphase promoting complex subunit CDC26. NCBI's taxonomy places the organism in Eukaryota, Fungi, Ascomycota, Saccharomycetes, Saccharomycetales, Saccharomycetaceae. The record is from RefSeq and is marked provisional. Gene Ontology annotation, biological process: anaphase-promoting complex-dependent catabolic process. The transcript has a single exon. The coding region runs from base 1 to 357 and encodes 118 amino acids. Gene Ontology annotation, cellular component: anaphase-promoting complex.